AAAUGGAAAAUUCCCACACGUGCAUGGAGAAAUGAUCAUGUGCAUUUCCAAACGUAAUUAAAAAUCCUGGUGGGUAAAUCACAUACGCUGAUCACAAAAAUGCUAGAUUAAGAUAAACGGCGAAGCGAAUCCCACAUCAGAUUUAUCAGCCGGAUCUAUUUUCUUCCUUUCUUUUAUCAACUGCGCGUCUCUUCUAGCAACGGCUGCUCCUUUGCAGAGUGCAGAACCGAAGAACCUACCAUUCUCUGCUGGUCUUUUUUAUUACUCUUGGAAUUUUUCCUAUAUGAGUGUCAGCUUUCCUCAUUUCACGCCUUACAGAAAUACAAUUAGGGUUAGGGAUCUAACCUCUCUUUCGCAGCGGCUGACAACUCAGUCAUUGACUUGGCUCAGCACAAACUCCAUGAGUCAGUCCAAUUCCGAGUCAGAGGCAGCUAAAGGAGAGAUUCCGUCUGAGGAUGUAUUGGUGCAAUAUGUGGUGUUACGGAGAGACUUAAUAGACGCAUGGCCAAUGGGGAGCGUGGUGACACAAGGAUGCCAUGCCUCUGUUUCUGCAAUUUGGGGAAACAAGGAUGAUCCUCACACUCUUCAGUAUUGUAGCCCUGAAAACAUUGAUUCUAUGCACAAGGUUACUCUUGAAGUGAAAGGAGAAGUCCAGAUGCUGAACUUGGCAGAGAAGCUCACUGCUGGAGGCAUUGUUCAUAAGCUGUGGAUUGAGCAACCUGAAAACAUUCCUACCUGUCUUGCAACCAAACCUUAUCCUAAAUCUACUGUGGCUUUGUUCUUCAAGAAGUUAAAACUCUGCAGGUGAUGUAUCUAUUUGCACCAUCAAAUGAUUUGCUAAGAUUCAUGAAUUGGCAUUGUAAAAUUCUGAAUAGACAUAUCAUUUUAUGGGUUUGUUGCCACUUCUUUGGAACCAAGUGCUUUCAGUCCUCUUAGCUAAAUCCUGAAUCCUGAUGUCAGGAACUGUACAGAGAGCUUUGGGCAAUAUUUAGAAUUGUCAAGCCCAAGUCAAAAUUCGAAAUGACAAAAAAUAAUUUAAAAUUUAACAGGUGAGAAACAAACCUGUUCAUUUUUUAA
This is a messenger RNA of Ricinus communis (castor bean), 1077 nucleotides long. Its product is annotated as putative peptidyl-tRNA hydrolase PTRHD1. The transcript is spliced from 3 exons. Lineage: Eukaryota; Viridiplantae; Streptophyta; Magnoliopsida; Malpighiales; Euphorbiaceae. The coding region runs from base 284 to 808 and encodes 174 amino acids. The record is from RefSeq and is a predicted model, not a curated record. Gene Ontology annotation, molecular function: peptidyl-tRNA hydrolase activity.